GAAAUCCAAUGCUGUAGUUGAGGCUCGGGCGGUAGCCAUGAGGAUCUUUGAGGACUAUACUCAGUCCUGGCACUGGAUACUCCUUGGCUUGGUGAUCGCCAUGCUGGUCAGUCUGAUCUUUAUUCUACUCUUGCGUUGUCUGGCUGGAGUCAUGGUCUGGGUUAUGAUCAUCAUGGUCAUCAUUGUUAUUGGAUACGGUAUUUUCCAUUGUUACAUGCAGUACGCCAGUCUGAAAGGACAGGCCGGUUCUGACGUCACUAUCAAGGAUCUGGGACUACAGACUGACUUCUCUGUGUACUUACAGAUUCAGCAGACCUGGCUUGCCUUCAGUGAGUUUUUAUAUCAAUUAU
Molecule: messenger RNA, 350 nt
Organism: Sinocyclocheilus rhinocerous
Lineage: Eukaryota; Metazoa; Chordata; Actinopteri; Cypriniformes; Cyprinidae
Product: choline transporter-like protein 2
Exons: 3
Biological process (GO): transmembrane transport
Cellular component (GO): membrane
Molecular function (GO): transmembrane transporter activity
Source: RefSeq, a predicted model, not a curated record